Molecule: messenger RNA, 1156 nt
Organism: Otolemur garnettii (small-eared galago)
Lineage: Eukaryota; Metazoa; Chordata; Mammalia; Primates; Galagidae
Gene: CMSS1
Product: cms1 ribosomal small subunit homolog (yeast)
Exons: 10
Coding region: 109-945 (278 amino acids)
Cellular component (GO): nucleus; 90S preribosome
Source: RefSeq, a predicted model, not a curated record
ACUAGGUGCGGCGUGCUGCAUAGUUGUUGACCGGGCUCUGGGGAAACGUGAUUACUUGCAGUCUCCGCCUGCCACAGGUGGCCUGCCCACGUCGAGUCCUGCGCGGAGAUGGCAGACGAUCUGGGAGACGAGUGGUGGGAGAACCAGCCGGUUGGAGCAGCCAGCAGCCCAGAAACAUCAAAUGAUGAAGGCGAAGACACAGAAGUUAUGCAGCAGGAGACAGUUCCAGUUCCUGCACUGUCAAAGAAAACCAAUCAGCCUAAAGAAUGUUUCUUGAUAGAACCAAGGGAAACAAAAGAGGAUACCACCAAGACCAGGAAAAGGAGAAAGAAGAAAAUUACUGAUGUUCUUGCAAAAUCAGAGCCCAAACCAGGGACACCUGCAGACCUGCAGCAGCUGAUGAAGGACUAUUACAGCAGCAGUCGUUCCGUGAUUGAAUUAGAAGAACUGAGCCUGCCAGAGUCCUGUUUCCUCACAGCCAAUGAUUUGACUCACAGUCUUUCAUCAUACCUAAAAGAAAUCUGUCCUAAGUGGGUAAAACUUCGGAAAAACCACAGUGAGAAGAAAUCAGUCCUGAUGCUGAUCAUCUGCAGCUCUGCCGUCCGAGCCCUGGAGCUCAUUAGGUCAAUGACAGCAUUCAGAGGAGAUAGCAAAGUUAUGAAAUUAUUUGCAAAACACAUAAAGGUCCAGGAACAGGUAAAAUUGCUGGAGAAGCGUGUGGUGCACCUGGGUGUAGGAACUCCAGGGAGAAUUAAAGAACUUAUUAAACAAGGUGCCCUUAAUUUGAACCCCUUGAAGUUUCUGGUUUUUGACUGGAACUGGAGAGAUCAGAAGUUGAGGAGAAUGAUGGACAUUCCCGAGAUAAGAAAGGAGGUGUUUGAACUUCUGGAAAUGGGAGUACUCAGUCAGUGCAAAUCAGAAUCUUUGAAGCUGGGCCUAUUCUAAGUCCUACUGAAGAUUCCAAUUUCACAGGAGAAUUUGCAGCAAAUUUAGUGACUCGGACACACUGCAAGCACUCGGUAAAUGUCAGUUUUUAGCUUAUUAUGUUAACUUCAUCAGCAAACGCACCACUGAAAUGUUUGAUAGAAAUUCUUUAACAGAAGUGAAUCUGUCCCUUUGCCAACACCCUGUAUAAUAAAGCAUCACUGGCUUCUGU